AUGGGUCUGGAGAAGGAGAAAUCGGACACCAGUAUCAUUAUGGACGAAGAUGAGUUCAACAGAUCGAUAGAACCCAUUCUGUCGAAGAAGGGGAAGGUGUAUACAGCGGCACCGGACCGAGAUCCAAACGACAUCAACGCGCACUUGAAGGUCGGUUUCGAAGAUGUCAUCGCGGAGCCCAUCUCCACGCACAGCUUCGACAAAGUGUGGAUCGGAAGCCACGCCGCGUUUGAGCUGGUCAAAUUCAUCUUUUACCGCCUGCUGACCACGCUGCUGGCCGUGCCCAUGGCGUUCAUCCUCGGACUGGUCUUCGGGGUGCUCAGCUGCAUCCACAUCUGGUUGGUGAUGCCUGUGAUCCACAGCUGCAUGAUGCUCCUGCCGUCCAUCCAGGUAGUGUGGAGGAGUCUGACGGACAUGUUCAUCACGCCGUUCUUCCACAGCAUGGGGAAGAGCCUGUCCUUCAUUCAAGUUAAAACCACAGAGAACUGAUGCUGACGCCUCUCUGACCCUGAGGAGAGAGAAAUGUGGAGCAGAGUUGAGUCCCCUAGAAAAAAAAACACAAAAAAACAAGUGAAUGAUGCUAGUGGAGAACGCACAUGAGUUCUUAUAAAGUCGAAAGAGAAAAGUCCAGUGACACAUAGCUGCUGUUUCAGUAGCAUUUCAACAACAGUCAUCUGAAAUGUAGAUGCUGCAAAAUGUGCCUUUAUUUGACCUGAGUGCUUGUUGAUGUUUAUGGUUAAUAGACCUAAUUUAUCACCAUAGCAACACAAGAGGUUGUGACAAACAUUUUGCCUGUCUGAGACUUUAUAAGGAGCUCAUGUGCGCCACCCAAAAUGGAGUUGUUUUGCUGAUUGUGACCAAAAGAAAUUCUUGUCAUUCCAUUACUUAGUGGCUGAGAGAGAGAUGUGGAGUCAGUCAGAGUGUAACGUCAUUGUUUAGGCAUGAUUACUGCUGCCUUGCUGAGAGAUGUAAUAUUUCUGCUUUUAUAUAUAUAUAUAUAUAUAUUGUAUAUAUUGCACAGAAUUCAGCCAGAGGUAGAGUGUAGUUUAUGUGAAUAUUAAAUGCUAAGAUGCAGCUUGUUGCACAUUUGCAGGCUUAUUCUGUGUGCUGUGUUGAUUUCACAGUGCACUGGCAGUAAUGUUGGACCAACACUAAGUUAUACGCAGUAGAGCUGAUAUAACAUGUUAAAAAUAACAACAAAAAAACAAAACAUGAAAGUCGUUCCCUUUAGUAACUGCAGUGUGAAGAAGAUUCACCACAUUUCGUACUGUGUUUGGUUGAAGCCUCGUUGAGCGGAGACUCCGGUACAUGCAUAUUUAAUUCAGAGGUGCUUGGUUUUGAAGGAAUCAGACAGCGACGUGUUGUAGAGUUUUAGGUACAAACCUGCACAGUUCACCGCUAACUACGAGCUGUACAAUCUGAAAUUUAGACGCUGAUACAGAGAGGAUCAGUGUCACAGUGUCAGUGCAUAAACAGACACAUACUGUAUGUUCUAAUACCAUGUACUGUAUCUGUCUUUAAUCAUUGGAAUCAAGGUCUAAUUUUCAUCUGUGCAGCCAUACGAUACUUAUAGGAGCUGUUGUACAUUUUGCUGUUGCUGCAGAUCCAACAUUAGCUGACAGCCUAGAGGAACUGUAGCAUGUUCAGCAUGAAACUUCAUCCCUUUGCUCACCAUAACACCAGUGUUUUGCUUCUAUUUCCAGCAUUUAAUCAUUGUAUUAGCAUGCUAACCAUCUAGCCUAGCCUGACGUCUUGUAUUGUAAAUGUAGUGGCUGAAGCUCUUGACAUCCCCUUUAAAGCUGCAUCCAUGUAUUUGAGUGCAGGAGAACCCAACAACAAGCAGAGAAACACACUGCAUUGCAGGCUAACCUCAGACACACGUCUGACACGACAGAAGACCGACGCUGCAUGACGUUAUGUUUUGUUUCCAGCAGCUCUGUCAGAGCUUUUUAAUCCUUCCACUGAUGCUCGUCUGCUGACAAGCUGCCAGCCGACAUGCUCGUGUUUAGUUUUUUUGGAUGCAAGGUAGGGUUGUGCAAUAGUGGGAGACACAGGUGUGUGGCUGAAGCUUUUUCUCUCUUCAACAUAACGUGUAGCACUAAACAACCUCAGCUCAGCUCAGCUUCAAAUGUCAUAUAUCUAUUUUAGACAGAAUCAUAAUGUGACCUGCAUCUGUUGAUUUAAAAAAAUCAUCUUUAUUUGUUUGCAUUUUAUUCUCUCCAAAUGUGUCCUUCAUGACCAAAAUAAAGACUUCUUCUUUUUUCCCUCCA
Messenger RNA from Lates calcarifer (barramundi perch), 2270 nucleotides. It is a transcript of the gene cav2, whose product is annotated as caveolin 2. Gene Ontology annotation, cellular component: Golgi apparatus; cytoplasmic vesicle; caveola. The record is from RefSeq and is a predicted model, not a curated record. Lineage: Eukaryota; Metazoa; Chordata; Actinopteri; Centropomidae. Gene Ontology annotation, biological process: caveola assembly; positive regulation of MAPK cascade; negative regulation of endothelial cell proliferation. Gene Ontology annotation, molecular function: molecular adaptor activity; protein kinase binding. The transcript is spliced from 3 exons. The coding region runs from base 1 to 489 and encodes 162 amino acids.